UUCUAUCAAAACGUCUUUUUGUCUUGUUUUUACUCACUUUUCAUUUGGUUUCCAAAAAUAACCAUCAAAGUUUUUAUUUUGAUGGCCCCAUUUCAAAAAUGAUCACAUUGUCAGUAGUGCUUUACAUACAAAGUUACCGAAAUUUGAAUUUUUUUUUUCAUUAUUCUGCUACACAAUAGCCUGCUUAUUUAUGUUGUAAACCCCUGUGUUUCAAUGUUGAUCUAGACUAUCUGUGUCCUGUUAAGAUUCUAAAUCAAUACUGUUUUAUUAUCUUAUAAAAAAUCAUAAGACAUCGAAAUAGAAUGUUAUUUUCCAGGGACACAUUCGAUGAUUUUUUUGAACCGAUUAACAAGAUGGUUUCAUAAGGUUGCAUGGGGCACCUGUAGUCUAUAGAUGUAGUACAUAUGCUCUCACCAGACAUCACAGGUUUGCAUGAUAAGAUGUAUUUAACCAACACUGAUGGAUUCUAAUUUUCUGGUCCUUGCUGACGCCAGUGAUAAUGCUCGGAAGGGCAGUUUGCAAUUGUACAAGCUUCCGAAUUAAGGUUAAAGGUCAACCAUCAACUGCCGAGGAAGCACCCAUCCUGAUAGUUGCGCCUCAUUCCAGUUUUUUUGAUGGGCUCGUAUUGUUUUAUUGUUCAACCUUGCCAUCAGUCGUUUCUAGAUUGGAAAAUUCCUCCAUUUUUAUUAUGGGAUCACUCAUAGAGUACACUCAACCUGUGUUGGUCAAGAGAGAGGAUCCAAACUCCAGAACAAAUACAAUAAAAGAAAUCCACAAAAGAGCCCACUCGGGGGGAAAAUGGCCCCAGAUAAUCAUUUUUCCUGAGGGAACAUGUACAAACAGAAGCUGCCUUAUAAAUUUCAAAUCUGGUGCUUUUUAUCCUGGCACUCCAGUGCAGCCUGUGUUAAUACGAUAUCCAAAUCAAUUGGAUACCGUAACAUGGACGUGGGAAGGUCCUGGGGCGUUUGCCCUGCUAUGGUACACACUAUGUCAAUUCAGAACAAAUGUUGAAAUAGAGUUUUUACCUGUAUAUACUCCAUCAGAAGAAGAAAAAAAGAAUGCUGCAUUAUUUGCUUCCAAUGUUAGAGCAAAAAUGGCAGAGGCCCUGGGUGUUCCUGUCACUGACCAUUCCUAUGAUGACUGCAGGCUGAUGCAGAAAGCAGCCAAACUCAAGCUUCCCAAGUCUGCAGGCAUUGUUGAGUUCAUGAAGUUGAACAAGAAACUAGGAUUGAAAUUUGAUGAUGCUAAUGAUUUGUUGGAUAAGUAUUAUGCCAUCGCCAAGGACAGUGGAGGAGAUAUAACGUACGAUGAAUUUGCAAAAUAUCUUCAUUUGCCAAAGUCAGAUGCAUUGGAGGAAGUUUUCAACUUAUAUGAUCGGAAUGGAUCAGGCACAAUAGACUUUAGGGAGUAUGUCAUUGGACUGUCUCUGGUGUCCUCUCCAGAAAACACUGAGGAUACCAUCAAAUUUGCAUUCCAGUUGUUUGAUGAGGGCAAUAAAGGAUACAUUACCAAAGAAGAGCUGGGUACUAUUCUACAUAAAGCUUUCAACAUGGACGGGCUUGAUUCAGAUGCUCUCUUUGAGGAAGUGGACCUCAAUCAGGAUGGAAGGAUCUGCUUUGAUGAAUUUUCCCAGCAUGCAAUGAAGAAGCCGGAAUAUGCAAAGCUGUUCAAGACAUACCAGGACACCAAAAUGAAUGGACAUGAAAAACAGGAAUAAGAAAAUUUUUUUUUUUUAAUUUUGCGAGUAAUUGUACAUGUAGUAUUGGUUGAUAUAAUGGAGCUGGUGCUGAAUCUUUCAGUUUUGUUAAAUUAUACUUUGUUUAGACAGUAUUACAUAUUACUAAUUUAAAGGUUGCUUGUGUGACAAUGUCAUGGGGUUUUAAAAUUUUGAUUAAGGUUUUUAUGAUUUUUGUUAGACAGUAUAAUCUACAAAAAUGGAGCACAUUUCAAAUGGUACUGUAGGUGACCUUUUCUUUGAAAACAAAAUGGAACUUAUAUUCACAAUUUUUAGUAUGUAGCAUAGGUGCUGUAAAAUGCCUUCUGUAGAUAUCAAAAGAUAAAAAAACACUGGGUGCUUUAUUUGUAUGUAUAUUUUUGCUAUUGAUAACGUGACAUCAGAAAAUUUCAAUUUAUUAUAUAUAAUUUUGUGCAUGGUCACUUUUAUAAAGAAAUAUGUAGAAUUUUAUGAGAAAGAUAUAUGUACAUGUACCACAAGUAUAAGCAGACCUGCUAUAGAAUUAUCUGGACAUAUUUUGCAAAUUGGUGACAAUUACACACUGGAUACCUGCUUUGCAAACAUGAAUAUCAGAAAGCUUUUGUGCAAGAUGAUAGUAUAUAGUUUUGAUAGCAUUAUUUUGUUUUGCUGUUAUGAUUUUUUUUUUCUUUUUUUCUUCAGAGAGAUCUCACUUGAUAGAUUUUGACAUAUAUCACAAUUGAUUAAUGUAUUCAGAUUUUCAUCACUUUCUGAUUUGGUUAUGUUGUGGAGUCUCAUUGUAUGUUCCUUUCUUUCCAUUUUGCUUUUAUGCUUGCUCUGUAUGAUAACAUUUAAUAUCACCUUAGAAAUGAUUUUAAUAAUGUUUUGAAUGAAUUUGGGCUUAUUUGAUGGUUGAAAUAGAACUGAAAUACUUCUAGGCUAUUGUUUAAUCGUCCCAAUCUUUAGGCUUCUUAGUUUUAUAUUAUACAGUUUUGUAUUGCUUUGAUAAGUGUUCAGUGUACAUUUACCUACAAAUCUGCAUUUAUUGUCAUUGUGGUGAAAUUAUAAAUAUCUUUUGCCAUCACUGAUGGCAAAGCACCCCCUGAUGACAGUGUUUAAAGGAUGCAACAUACACAGCAGGUGUACCAUGGUCUCUGCUAUUGUCAGUAGCCAGUACUCCUGACAUGGUGUAAACUGACAAUAGGCCCAUAUUGAAUGUGGUUUACAAGGUGGCUCAAGUCCGAAAGAAAUCUGAUUAUAUAGGGUGAUAUAAUUCAUGACCUACAAUGGCCGUAUGUAGAUUUUUGAAUACAUGUGUACUAGUAUUUGUAUGGAACCUUAACAUGCCAAUAUGAUUGUGCAGUCGUGAAAUGUAUAAUGUUUCUUUCUUUUGUCUAACAUAUAUUUUUCUUUCCAAUGUCUAGUCAUUAUUCAUAUGCGAGCUCAAUUUAAAGAAAAUUGUGUUGGCACCUGUGCUUAUGUGGGAUGUAUGUGCAAUGUGGAUAAUUUAAUUAUAUUUAGAAAACCUUUAAAAAGGGUUUGGUGUACAUGUAGUGUCUGUGGUUUAUUACAUUUCAGUUAUAUGUAUGUAUGUUAUGAAUGGAGGGAGUGAACAGGAUAACAGUCAACUGUUUGUGGCGUCACUAUCAAAUCUAGAGCAACAAAUCCACAUCAGGUUGUCUUUCCUUGUCUUGAAAUAGGGAAAGUAGUUAAAAAAAACCCGUAACAGCAUAAAUUCUUAUUUGUUGGCCACAUUGAUGGUCUUCUGUAAUACUGUGGAAUCAUUUAAAGCUGUGGAGGUCAAUUUUUGUGGUUUACCACAUUUUUACAAGUCUGGGGGGAUGAAAUGUAAUGAAUUUAAUUUUAUAAAGUAUGAAUAGAAAUUAAAUCAUAAUAUACUGAAGAUGUGAAUAAAAAAAAACAACCUGAACUUUAUUUAUUUUACAACGAUUGAUAAAUAAAUUCUACAACUUAUAUUAAUAUCUUUUGUUGAUGCGGAUGUUAGCGAGAGGGAGUCAUUGAUGGGAGGAAGGUGUACUGCCCAAAGAAAACAUAAAUGUCCAAGCGUUUAAAUUAAAAGGUGAUGGGUAAAUUCGUAGUUGAUUGUUACAUGUGAAUCCUCAAAAGUUGAUCCACCAUGACUAUUAAAUGAUUCUGCAAUAACUUUUUAAUGUAUGUAAGUUUUCAAUGUCAAUCAAUAUAAAAUAUUAGCAGAGGCCAGCAGUAAUUAUUUGUGGUGAUUUGUUAAGUUUUGUUUAGAUUUUGUUUCUUAACCUAGCUACUUAGAAAUUUUUAUCUGAUGUUCCUUUAUUUGCAGUCAAAGAUUAUUUUAUCUCUAGAUAAAAGGAUUUGAUUAAAAAAACAACAACAAAAAAUGAAACUUUUUCAAAAAAUUGAAUACAAUAAGUUUUACAUUUGAUUUAUUAUUCAAAGCAGAAAAUGGAGAAGCUUUUUAAAGUCGAACUCUUCCACAUUUUGUUUAAAAAGAUUGAGUGUGGCUGUCUACUUAUUUUAUAAAGUUUUAUUUGUCAUGGUAAGGUCAUAGACUUAUCAACUACAUGUAUUAUUUUGACAAUAAUUUUAUUUUUAACAUUUUCUCUUACUUAUUUAACUUUCUAUAAAUAGAUAUUUUUAUUUCUACACCAAAAACAUUUCAUAUAUUUUUGUCAUAAUGAUAAAGAUUACAAUAUUUAUGAUGAAAAGUAAACAAUAAUCAUACAACAAAUUUCAUUAUACUUCUAAAAAAUAAAAUCUUACAUGUAUAUGUAUUUCAUAUAAGAAAUAUUUAUCAUGUAGAUUGAUAAACAUUUAUACUCAAAACAUUUUUGGUACAUAUUUCCAUGUCAUACUGAGUAAAAUGUGUGGAAAGUACUGGAUGCAACAAUGAAUUUGCUUAAAAGUAUUGCAUGUACUUGCAUGUAUUUACUAAGUACAGUUUUACAGAAAUAAUUUUUUCCUCAGGGCCAAAGGACUUGAGGUCUCCGUACAUGUCAUUUGUCUACGAUUUAUCUUCUGUAUAAGCUGUGUCCAUUUUCAUGUUAUAUUGAUAUUAGUUACUCUACUGCCUGUGCAUAUUUUGACUUUCAUGAUCUGUGAUUUUUAUUCAUGAUAUUUUGGAAGAAUAAAAAACAUUCAGUUAUAGAUGCA
This is a messenger RNA of Magallana angulata, 4840 nucleotides long. Its product is annotated as lysophosphatidylcholine acyltransferase 2-like. Gene Ontology annotation, molecular function: calcium ion binding. The record is from RefSeq and is a predicted model, not a curated record. The transcript has 12 exons. Lineage: Eukaryota; Metazoa; Mollusca; Bivalvia; Ostreida; Ostreidae. The coding region runs from base 500 to 1717 and encodes 405 amino acids.